This is a messenger RNA of Homalodisca vitripennis (glassy-winged sharpshooter), 5700 nucleotides long. RefSeq names its product insulin-like growth factor 1 receptor. Lineage: Eukaryota; Metazoa; Arthropoda; Insecta; Hemiptera; Cicadellidae. Gene Ontology annotation, molecular function: insulin receptor substrate binding; ATP binding; insulin receptor activity. Gene Ontology annotation, cellular component: membrane; insulin receptor complex; axon. Gene Ontology annotation, biological process: cell surface receptor protein tyrosine kinase signaling pathway; positive regulation of kinase activity; positive regulation of phosphatidylinositol 3-kinase/protein kinase B signal transduction. The record is from RefSeq and is a predicted model, not a curated record. The transcript is spliced from 5 exons. Bases 303 to 4127 code for a protein of 1274 amino acids.
UCUGAGGUUACGCGUGUAGACGGUGACGUAGCCUUACCGGUGCACGGCUGACGUAGCGACACUUCACAGUACGCCGGCUGUGCCGGUAUAUCGCAAGGAGCGUCAGACUCUUAAUGUACAGUUGAUAAACGGUGUAUGAACAUUCAGACGUUUUGCAUUUUAUAAAGUGCACUUUACAAUGGAUUUAGCUAUUUGGACCCAAGAACAUAGUAAAGAUAAUAUAACAAUGGUACUGCAAACAGAAUGGUGUCUUCAUUUUCCAAAAGUAUCCCAGCAUCAUGCCACGAGAGUAGUCAGCAAUUAUGGCAGCUAAACGUACAGUACAUCGUACUACAUCUCCAUGUGGAACAUCCCAUGUUAUGAGGUACUGGAGGGUCUGUGGUGCAACACUUCUUCUCCUCAUCAUACGAACCACCGAGACCUUGAUCUGCAGCAACAUCAAUGCUCGCAACAGUGCAGCAGAUCUGAAGCAGCUGGAGGGAUGCACAGUCAUUGAAGGUUUCGUGAAAAUUGUGCUAAUGGAACGCACCAAUGAGACGGAUUUCGAACCUUAUACUUUUCCCGAACUCCGGGAGAUCACUGACUUUCUCAUGGUCACCCGCGUCAGGGGCCUAAGGAGUCUGGGGAAACUGUUCCCCAAUCUAGAGAGGAUCGGAGGAUAUAGACUUAUGGAUUCCACGAACUUUGCUCUUGUGGUCCACGAAAUGUGGAGUCUUGAAGACAUUGGUCUGAAAUCCCUAAAAGAAAUAACCAAAGGAUCUGUAAUUAUUUAUAAGAACCGAGGCCUGUGUUAUACGACGACUAUUAAUUGGAGUCUAAUCCAGAACAAGUCGGAUGUGAGCAAGAACUAUGUGGCUCAAAACUAUGACCAGGCGAAUUGUCCACCAUGUCCAGACUGCAAAGAUGGUUUAUGCUGGAACGGGGCACACUGUCAGAUACAGAGGAUGGAACGCCCGGACUGCCAUUUUCGUUGCGUUGGUGGCUGCUUCGAUUCCGGGCCGAGCGGAUGUUACACGUGCCGGGGUCUCCUGGAUUCGGCUGGUAACUGUUUGGACCGAUGCCCCCCAAAGACAUACGAGUUUCUAAACCGUAGAUGUAUAACACGUGAGGAGUGUAUUACAACACCACUGUACGAUGAGGAUGACGGUUCUAAGUAUUUAGAUAACUAUCUCACAUGUGAGGACAAGUGUGUAAUGGACUGUCCUGCAGGAUAUGGGUACAACCUGGGACUAACAGACUGCCACCCAUGCAGCGGUGUCAAGUGUGAGAGAUGGUGUUUGGGUGCACAUGUUAUAAGUAUAGAAACUGCUAAAGCUUUAAGUGGAUGCACGCAUAUCGCAGGAUCAAUCAAAAUAUCAAUCAGAUCUUCAAAUCCAAAAGAAGUUUCUACUGAGCUAAAAGCUCACUUAGGUUUGAUUGAGAAAAUAACCGGUAAUCUAAAAGUAAUACGGUCAUCUGUUACAGACUUUAAUUUUUUGGAAAACUUAAUUUCGAUAGAAGGCGAAAAUAUUCCGGAAAGGAAUGCUCUUGUUGUAAUGGAAAAUCAGCAUUUACAAAAACUCUGGGACUGGAAUGUCAAACAAAAUUUGACUAUUUUAAAAGGACGGCUGUUCUUUCAUCAUAACCCAAAACUGUGUUUGGAGCAUAUCAAUAAACUGUUGAAGGUGAUUCGUUAUGAACAUAAUGUUUCUAAUUUUGAGAUCGGGAAAGAGUCGAACGGGUAUAAGUUUUCUUGCUACGAAGUUGCUAUAGAAAACAUAACAGUCACUUCUAAAUCUUCCGACAUGCUCCAGAUUCAUGUACCGCAUUCAGAAAUAAAUGGUACCUUGGGAGCUGUUCGAUUCGUGGUAUAUUACACAAAAGAUCCCUUUAUGAACCUUUCAAUGUUUGAUGAUCUCAACCAAUGCUCCGACCACGGUUGGAAGACCAAGGACUUCUCGAUAUAUCCUAAUGAUGCCUAUUUCAGAAACAAUGGAUUCUUUGUCGAUCUGAUAGGUCUGGAGCCAUUUACAAUGUACGCAUUUUAUGUCACAGCUUACAGCAUCAAUAGAAAGGGUGCAAGAAGCCGGAUGAACUACGCUAAAACCCUACCUUCAACACCUUCAGAAUUAGCUCAGUUGCAAGCUUUUUCUAAUGCAUCUAGCACAAUAACACUCCAGUGGCUUCCCCCAAAUUGUAUUAAUGGGAAAUUAAAAGAGUAUAUUGUGACGUGGUUCGAGCUGGAAGAACAGACGCCGUUGGCAGCUCUGCGAAAUUAUUGUGACCAUCCCAUAACCUACAGUACACCAACAUACCCGGAAAUGCACUUCACUACCACCCCUCAGACGUAUGCUGAAAGCAGCGACUGUUGUGAGGUUGAAAAUAAACCUACACCUGCAGCAAAUAGUUUACAGAAUCUAUGUUUGGUGGAAAAAGAAAGGUUUGAGUUCAUAAUCUAUAGGCCCUCAGACCCAAAUGCACCCAAAUCAGUGAAUAAAUUUCUCUUUAAAAACAUUAAACACCACACGGACAGUAUCAAUACUAAAAAUAGCACAAGCUUGGAGUCUAAAACAAAACAAAACGUAAUACGUCUCUCACCGUACUCUCUUGGAACGACCAUAACAGGCUUGAAACACUUCUGUGACUACGUGAUCUCGGUGGCGGCCUGUAGAUCAACAGAUCCUGAUGAGCCACACGUAUCUGAAACACUUAAAUGCAGUAAGAGAGAGAUUAUUAUUGUGAGAACUCAAGAAGACAGGAUGUCAGAUAAGAUUGAUGGAGAAAUACAGUAUGAAGUAGUGGAUGGAUCAUUGGCCAUAACUUGGAGUGCACCGGAAAAUCCAAAUGGCAUGUUGGUUGCUUUUGAAAUACACUAUCACACCAGCAAUGUGAACAAUCCAAAACCGAUUGUUGAUUGUGUGACAAUUCCUGAGUACGAGAAAAACGGAAGGCGUCACUCGAUAACAGGGCUAUCUUCAGGAGAUUACGAAUUCAGGAUUCGAGCAGUAUCGUUAUCAGGUGGGGGACCAUUCACUAGUUCCAUCCGUUUCAGUAUUGAAGAUGAAAUUUUCUCUACAUCUGAAAUGCUUCUAAUUGGUCUUGUACUGAUUAUCGUAACAGCCUUUAUGCUCCUUACGAUUUCGUAUUUCUGUCGAAUAAAGCCUUACGACAAUUAUAAUGUCAUUUUUGCAGAAGUAAAUCCAAAUUACCAGUAUAUUGCCGACCAUUUUGAGGUUGAGCGUGAAAAUGUAGAAUUUGGGCGUGAACUGGGAGUAGGUAGUUUUGGCAAAGUUUAUGAGGGAAUAUUGAAGCCAAAGAAUACACAUUGCGCGAUCAAAACUCUGUUUGAAAACGCAACAGAAGAGAACGAACAGGAGUUUCUUAGAGAAGCCACCGUUAUGAAAUCAAUGGUAGAUUCUAACCAUAUCGUUAAACUGCUUGGCGUGGUAUCCAAGGGAAGUCCAUCAUUGGUGAUAAUGGAGUUAAUGGAGUUAGGAGAUCUCAAAUCGUAUUUACGAAAAUUGAGAGAAAUUCGCCCUUUAAGUAACGCAACAAUGAUAAAAAUGGCGAUGGAAAUCGCUGACGCAAUGACGUUUAUGGAGGCACAGAAAUUUGUCCACAGAGAUUUAGCAGCGAGGAACUGCAUGGUCGGUAAGGAUUUAACGAUCAAAGUGGGCGACUUCGGUAUGGCACGUGAUAUUUAUGAAACUGACUAUUACAGGAAGUUGAACAAAGGGUUUCUACCUAUAAGAUGGAUGGCGCCUGAGAGUUUGAAAGACGGCGAGUUCACGAGUCAAUCGGAUGUGUGGAGUUACGGGGUGGUGCUCUGGGAAAUCGUGACAAUGGCCGAGCAGCCGUACCAAGGCUGUAGCAACGAACAAGUGUUACACGAAGUAAUAUUAGGAAAGACACUGGAUAUUCCAAAAAAUUGUCCAUUAUCAUUGAGGUCGACUGUACGGUCUUGUUGGAGAACUAAACCCUCCAGCAGACCCAGCUUCAUGCGUAUUCUGUUCUCCCUCGAGUACUACCAUGACGAGGAUUUCAAGCAGACUGCCUACUUUUAUACCAGGGAAGCGGAGAUCAUCAGGAAUUCUAUGUGGGGAUAUGUGGAGAUGGAGCCUUUGGUUGAUACACUUCAAGAAGUUUAAACAAUACAGGGUGUUCAGAAAAAGUGUUCCAAUACUUUGGGAUUUUGUUCUACACAUAAAAAAUGAACAAAAAUGUUCAUCUGAAGGUAUGUCCUAAAGCCUUUAGUUUUUCGUCUAUCUGGCUGUAUAUGUUUUUAUAAAACAAUUGUAUAUUUUGAACCUCUUAAGAUAAAGUUAUGAAACUUGAGAAUUGUAUUAACCUUUGGUAAACCUUAACAAAAUAACAAAAUCCUUUUACCCGUUUCAAAACGCCGUCUGUUAAAACAAAUUUAAUCGAAUAACAAAAAAGGUAUAGUUAUAAAACAUUUUUAUAGGAUGCCAGCUAUUUCGUCAUUUCGACCAAUUCCAAAUGGUACCUUUUUUAAAGAAAUCCGACAACGCAUAAGCGAUCACGACCACUUUAUAGGUGUGCUUGCACAAGCCGGGAGCAACUAAGAUUUUAUCUUUUGAUAGGCAUCAGCUAUUUUAAAUAGGUUACACAAAUUUUAUACAGUAGCAACUAUUUUGAAAUUAUUAUGACAAGUCCAUCGGUACUGUACACGUCCUAGUUGAGAUAUCAGUUGUUUGUUGCGUAUAUGAUGCUUUAUAACUAUAAAGUGAUCUUGCUCGCUUAUACGUUGUCAAAAGGUACCGUUGGAAUUUGUAUAAAAAUGUGUAGAACAAAAUCCCAAAAUAUUGGAGCACUUUUAGUGAACACUGUGUAUAUGAACUCAGUUAGUUCAUAAUACACAGAAUAAGUGUUCUUACCAUUUUUAAGAUUCAUUCAAAUAUAUAUAUUUCUUUUUUUAUAUGACAACAAAAUCAAUUCAAGCUUAAUGAGAAUAAUGAAUAUGGUUGUUUAUAAUUAUUAAAUGAGUUAAUUUGGUAAUAAAAGAAGUAUACGUGUUUGUUUUCUUAUUAUAUUCUAAAAUAAAACUGUUACAGAAGAAUAUUAUCUUUGUUUCCACAAAGAAUAGGGUUUUAUGUUUUAGAGGUUUUAUAGCUUAUGGCCUUGAUUUAUGUCAGUGAAUAGUAAAUCAUUUCAAUUAUUCUACCCUUCAAAUAAAUUUUAUUGCAUUUAAGUUAGUUUAUUUUCUUGAACAAAAAGUGGUUGUUACUUUUAUAAAUUAGGUUAAAAAUAUACCAGCAAAUAAUGAGUUAAUUUUUAUUAAGUAUAAGUUUUAUGUUCCCUUAUUUGUUUAAUUGUGGUCUAUUUGAUUCGCUUAUUAAAUUAUUCCAAAGAAAAGAAAGUUGUAAAGAGUUUAUUGCUCGAAAGGAGAACAGUGUUGUAGUGCCAUAUAUAACCAAAACUUUGGGAGUUUUUAAACUGUGUGUUUCUAAUUAUAGUUGUACAUAAUAUUAAACUAUUUUGUUUAGUUCGAGGUAAUUAUUUAUUUUUACAGAGGAGAUUUUAAUUAUUUUAUUCAUUAAUAUCCAAAAAGGCUUAGCCUUAUGUUGUAUUACACUUAAGGUAUAAUGUUAUUGUAAUUAUUUCUUACAAAACGUUCCUAAAUAUGUGUUUAGUACUUAGUAUUUUUAUUAUUAAAAUGUGCUUUACAUUUUAUAAAUUCAAAUAAAUUUAUUAAUAUUUAAA